This is a messenger RNA of Diuraphis noxia (Russian wheat aphid), 2125 nucleotides long. RefSeq names its product integrator complex subunit 9 (gene IntS9). The record is from RefSeq and is a predicted model, not a curated record. Gene Ontology annotation, biological process: snRNA 3'-end processing. Gene Ontology annotation, cellular component: integrator complex. NCBI's taxonomy places the organism in Eukaryota, Metazoa, Arthropoda, Insecta, Hemiptera, Aphididae.
UGUUAUUUUUCGAUUUUUUAACAAUCAUGAAAGUGUAUUGUUUAAGUGAAGAUCCAAACAAACCAUGUUUUGUGAUAAAGUUAAAAUCAGUUACUAUAAUGUUGGACUGUGGUCUAUCAGCGCACAGUGUUUUGAAUUUUUUACCUUUAUAUCCAAUACCAGACUGGAAACCAAAUAAAGCGGCAGCAUGGAUACCUAAGAAUUUUUCUGACCCUCAAAUUGAAGGGGAACUUAAUGAAUGUAUGACUAAUCAAGUCCUUGUAAAUUCUGCACCUGAAUUCAUGACACCACUUACAAAGUUAGUUGACUUUGCUGAUAUUGAUGUUAUAUUGGUAUCCAAUUAUAUGACCAUGUUGGCUUUACCAUUUAUUACUGAAAAUACAGGUUUCAAAGGAGUUGUGUACAUGACUGAACCGACUUUACACAUAGGAAAAUUAUUUCUUGAAGAACUAGUAGAUUUUGUUGAACAGUCGCCAAAACCUAAUGUUGCCAAAUACUGGAAAGAAAUAUUGCAUUUACUUCCACCACCAUUGUGUAACAGUUUUAAGCCUCAUACAUGGAAACAAUUGUAUAGCCUUGCUCAGGUUAAUUCGAGUUUAACACGUGUGCAGAUGAUUAGUUAUGAUCAAAAAAUUGAAAUUACAGGCGCAUUGACUGUAACAGCUGUUAGUUCUGGUUAUUGCUUAGGUAGCAGUAAUUGGGUAAUAUAUUUGGAAAGUAAGAAAUUGGUUUAUGUCAGCAAUACAUCAACAUUGACAACCCAUCCAAGACCCAUGGAUCAAGUUAACUUAAAAAAUGCUGAUCUAAUGCUGUUAAGUAGCUUAACACAAGCACCUGCUGCUAAUCCAGAUUCUAUGCUCGGAGAACUAUGUCUCUCAGUUGCUGUUACUUUGCGAAAUAAUGGUUCAGUUCUUAUUCCGUGUUAUCCAUCAGGUGUUGUUUAUGAUUUAUUUGAAUGCUUAUCAUCUCACUUGGACAGCACAGCUUUAGGUCAAAUUCCAAUGUAUUUUAUUUCUCCAGUGGCACAUAGUUCUUUAGAAUAUUCUAAUAUUCUUGCAGAAUGGCUUUCUCAAUCAAAACAAAAUAAAGUAUACUUUCCAGAAGAACCAUUUCCACAUGCACAACUAGUUAAGUCUGGACGUUUAAAGCAUUUUAAACAUGUUUAUACUGAUGAUUUGUGGAACGAUUUACGGCAACCUUGUGUGGUAUUUUGUGGUCAUCCUAGUUUGCGAUUUGGUGAUGUUGUACAUUUUGUGGAAUAUUGGGGUACAAAUCCUCAGAAUACAAUUAUAUUCACAGAACCUGAGUUUCCAUAUUUAGAAGCUUUAGCUCCAUUCCAACCACUGGCUAUGAAAGCUAUGCACUGUCCUAUUGAUACAAGUAUGAAUUUUACCCAGGCCAACAAAAUGAUUAAAGAUCUUAAACCAGCCGUKUUAAUUUUGCCUGAGCGUUAUGCCAUUCCACCAACUGGAUUUGGUCAUAAAAAUGAAUUUGUUAUUGAUCAAAUUGAUAGAAAAGUAUUGACUAUUAAAAGAGGUGAAGUCAUUUCAGAGAAACUUGAUAUAAAAACAGUCAAUGUACCAUUUACAACAGAAAUGGUAGUAAGUGUAACACUUAACGAAUUACAAUCUGGAUUAAAGGCAUCAAAAUUUACAGCUGUUUUAGACACUAAAGAUAAUAAGUAUAAGUUAGACAUUUUGAGGGAUGACUUAUUAGCAAAUAAGACAACUGAACCUUAUCUGUUAGAAACUUUAUUUAAAAAAACUUAUGAGUGGGGACAAUUGGAUAUUGAUAGGUUUUUACGUGCAUUGACCAAUGAAGGAGUGAGUGACCCUAAAAUCGAACACAAUGCACAUGGGUAUACCAUACAUCUUAAAUCAGAAGACACAUUAAUUCAAGUGGAUGAUAAGUCCACUCAUAUAUUCUGUGAAAAGAUGGAUAAGAACUGGAGACUUAAACUUAGAAGUAUAGUUAUGGAAUGCCUUAAUUCUUUUUAAAUAUAAUGAUCAUUAAUAUUUAUUGUUUUACAAGUAAUUUACACGUUUCAAAGACUGUUAUUUACAUUAAUCCCUAUCAUUGUGGUUGAGAAACAAUUUAUAAAUAAACAAAUAAUAGUCAAAACUAA